AUGAUAAAAGAUUUAGGGGAGUUAAAGUACUUCUUAGGCAUAGAAAUAUUAAGAACUGAUACAAAUAUUUGCUUAUCUCAAAGAAAGUAUGUUUUGGAAUUACUUUCUGAAUAUGGAUUACUUGCUUGCAAACCAUUUAAAACUCCCUAUGAAUCGAAGCUUGUGAUUUCUAAUAAACCAAUAGAUAAAAAUGACAAGAAAAUAGAGAAUGUAACUCAAUAUCAAAAACUUCUUGGUAAACUGAUAUACUUGACUCACACAAGGCCUGAUAUUUCAUACUCUGUACACUGUUUGAGUCAAUAUAUGCAUUCUCCUUUUGAGUCUCAUUUGAAGAUUGCUUUUAGAGUGCUUAGAUACUUGAAAGAUAGUCCUGGUAAAGGUAUAUUGAUUUCUAAAUCUUCUAAUAUGGACUUAAAAGGCUAUUCUGAUUCUGAUUGGGCUAAAUGCAAAGCCACUAGAAGAAGUGUUACUGGUUUUGCAGUUUAUAUGGGUGAUUCUCUUGUUUCUUGGAAAAGUAAGAAACAAAGUGUUGUUUCUAGAUCCUCAGCUGAAGCUGAGUAUAGAGCCCUAGCUUCUCUUACUUGUGAAGUUAUGUGGUUUCAAAACCUUUUAAGAGAUUUGGAGGUAAAGGUUAAGGUAGCAGUUUCUUUGUUUUGUGAUAAUAAAGUUGCUUUGCAAAUUGCUUCUAAUCUUGUCUUUCAUGAGAGGACUAAACAUUUUGAAAUAGACUUGCAUUUUGUUAGAGAUAAAAUAAUUGAUGGUACCAUUAAACCUUUAAAGAUUGAGUCUGCUAGUCAGGUGACAGAUAUAUUAACAAAAGGUCUAUCUAUAGACCAACAUUUCAAGCUUGUUAAAAGUUUGAGAAUGUUUGAUUUGUUUAAAACUUAA
This is a messenger RNA of Erigeron canadensis, 888 nucleotides long. RefSeq lists its product as uncharacterized. The transcript has a single exon. NCBI's taxonomy places the organism in Eukaryota, Viridiplantae, Streptophyta, Magnoliopsida, Asterales, Asteraceae. The record is from RefSeq and is a predicted model, not a curated record. Bases 1 to 888 code for a protein of 295 amino acids.